AUGGAACUAACCAACCUGAGUCGACAACAGAAUGUAAGGACCAAUAGUCAACUUGCUGGUUUAAAUCCCUUUAUAGAUGAAAAAGGAAUAUUAAGAGUUGGCGGUCGUCUCAAACAUUCAGAAUUGGGUUAUAACAUGAAACAUCCUAUUAUUCUACCUAAAAACCAGUCCUUUACUACAAUGAUCAUCAACCAAGUGCACCUACAUAACUUACAUUCAAGCUUGUCGGUUACUAUGACCCUUUUUGGACAAAGAUAUUGGAUCAUACACAAUAGAAGCUCUGUCAAAAAGGUGUUACAUAACUGUAUUAAAUGUUAUCGAUUUCGAAAAGCAACAUGUCACCAACUUAUGUCUAAUCUACCUACAUCCAGAAUUACACCAGCAACUGCUUUUGAAAGAGUAGGAGUCGACUUUGCCGGCCCAUCCAAUGUCAAAUCCAUAUUGCGCUGUCCUACCUUCACAAAAUCCUUCCUAGCGCUAUUCAUAUGUUUGACUACUAAGGCAGUACAUUUAGAAAAGGUAGAUGGACUGAGUACUGAAGAUUUUAUUCCUACAUUAAGACGCUUUAUUGCUCGUCGAGGACAUCCAAGUAUCAUUAGUAGUGACAAUGGAACAAACUUUACUGGUACAAACAACAAAUUGUGUGAGCUAUAUAAACUAGUUCAGAAACCUGAUCAUCAGAACUCUGUUACAUUAUUCUGUCAGUCGAAGGAAAUUCAGUGGAAAUUCAUUCCACCUGCUUCACCUUAUCAUGGAGGGUUGUGGGAAUCAAAUAUAAAGUCUGCCAAGGGUAUUCUAAAUAAAGUUACAGGAGACAUGUGCUUUACUGCAGAAGAACUAAACACCUUGUUUUGCCAAAUUGAAGCGAUUCUAAACUCCAGACCACUUCAAGCUGUCUCCAUGGAUACCACUGACUAUUCAGAUUUAACCCCUGGGCACUUCCUUAUAGGAAUCUGUCAAGCUGCACUUUCAACAGGAAGGCCACUUCUAGCCUUGCCAGAACCAGAACUAACGGAAGUUCCUAUGAAUCGUUUGACUAGAUGGAACCUCAUACAACAACUUCAACAGGGAUUCUGGAAACGGUGGACAUCCGUAUAUUUAUGUACAUUACAGAACAGACCAACGUGGCGAUUUACUCAACCCAAUCUACAAGUGGGCAACCUUGUCAUAGUUAAGGGCAUUCAGACUUCACCUACACAGUGGCCUUUAGCUCGAAUCACUCAACUGCUUCCAAGUAAAAGUGAUGGCCAAGUAAGAGUGGUUAAAUUACGUACUACUGCAGCUGUGCUAACAAGACCCAUCACAAAAUUAAUCAAGUUGCCUAUUGAUCAAUAA
This is a messenger RNA of Acyrthosiphon pisum (pea aphid), 1335 nucleotides long. RefSeq lists its product as uncharacterized. Gene Ontology annotation, biological process: DNA integration. Gene Ontology annotation, molecular function: nucleic acid binding. Lineage: Eukaryota; Metazoa; Arthropoda; Insecta; Hemiptera; Aphididae. The record is from RefSeq and is a predicted model, not a curated record. The coding region runs from base 1 to 1335 and encodes 444 amino acids. The transcript has 2 exons.